Chanos chanos (milkfish) is the source of this 443-nucleotide messenger RNA. RefSeq names its product small ubiquitin like modifier 2b (gene sumo2b). The coding region runs from base 64 to 351 and encodes 95 amino acids. NCBI's taxonomy places the organism in Eukaryota, Metazoa, Chordata, Actinopteri, Gonorynchiformes, Chanidae. The transcript is spliced from 4 exons. The record is from RefSeq and is a predicted model, not a curated record. Gene Ontology annotation, molecular function: protein binding.
CGUACGUGCGCGUUCUCUCAGAGUCUUUGUGUGGCAGUGUAGAGAAGCGCAAAUACAAUAACCAUGGCUGACGAAAAACCUAAGGAGGGAGUGAAGACUGAAAACAAUGACCACAUCAACCUGAAGGUGGCAGGACAGGAUGGCUCAGUGGUGCAGUUCAAGAUUAAGAGGCACACACCCCUCAGCAAGCUCAUGAAGGCAUAUUGUGAGAGACAGGGACUGACGAUGAGGCAAAUUCGAUUCCGGUUUGAUGGACAGCCAAUUAAUGAGUCAGACACACCUGCACAGUUAGAAAUGGAGGACGAGGACACAAUUGAUGUUUUCCAGCAACAGACAGGAGGCGUGGCCUAAGCUCGUCACCCGCCCCACUCUAUUCCUCCUUUUUCCACCUCUUCCCUCCUCUUCAUCCAGUCAAACCUUCUUCCUUACUCUGCUUUUGCAGC